UUCACUAGGCAAAGCAAAAUGCAGGCCGCUUCCCUCCGGCGAGCUCUCCAUCCGCGGCGACCGGGAGCCGCCCAGCUCUUCCCCUUUCCCGUAGGCACCAGGCCCGGGGCCUUCUCCGCGUCCGCCGCGGCAGCGCACUCUCCCAAAGACGCUCGUAAUGCGCCGCCGCCGAUUAUGCCGACGCGGCCGUGGGGGGAGGCGCUCGCGGCCGCGCAGCGCGCCUUCUGCCUGCCGCUCGCGGGGCGCGUCCUCGCUGCCUCGGCGACCGGGAACGCGGCCGUGGCCCCCGUUGCGGUCCACGCCUCGCUCGCCCUGGCCGCCGCCGGCGCGCGCGGCGACACGCGGCGGCAGGUCCUCCAGGUGCUGGGCGGCGGCGGCGGGGGAAAGGGCGCCGCGGCUGACGCGGCCAACGUGGCGUCGCGGGUGGUCAAGCGGGUGCUCAAGGACCGGUCCACGUCCGGCGGGCCACGGCUGGCCUUCGCGGGAGGAAUAUGGGCCGACACCUCGACGAACCUGUCGCCGGGGUUCGUGGAGGCCGCCCGCAGUGUGUACAGCUCCACGGCGAGGACGGCUGACUUCAAUAACAAGCCUGAAGAUGCUGCUAAGCAAAUUAACAUGUGGGUCAAAGAAUCCACAAAAGGCACUGCUACCUCGCUUCUUCUGGAUGGAUUAAUUGACCAGAAUACAGGACUUGUUAUUGGCAGUGCACUGUAUUUUAGGGGAAGAUGGCUUGAUCGGGCUGAUAUUAGGAGUACUGCAGUGCAAAAGUUCUGCUGUCUGGAUGGAACUUGUGUUGAGGUCCCUUUUGUAGAAUAUGAUAGAACUCGACCUUUCGCAGUUCAUGAUGGAUUUAAAGUGAUCAAGCUUCCUUAUCAGCAAGGAAAGAAUGAACGGAAGUUCUCCAUGUACAUCUUCCUACCUGAUGCUCAUGAUGGCUUGUUUGAAUUAACGAAGAAAAUUUUUGCGGAACCAUCAUUCUUAGAACAUCAUUUGCCAACUGAGAAGCGACAUGUGGAUAUCAGGGUUCCCAAGUUCACAGUAUCGUUCCAGGUUGAUAUGAAGGAAUUUCUGAAAGAAAUGGGCCUUGAACUACCCUUCCUCCGUGAUGCAGAUUUCACUGAUAUGGUCAAGGAAGAUGAAUCCAGAAGUCCAUUGUAUCUAUCUGACAUACUUCAUAAAGCAAUUUUGGAGGUUAAUGAUAAUGGGAUAAAAGAUACUUCUGUGACAAUGGGCAUAGGCAAGCCCCGACCAGGAGAGCACUUUGUUGCUGACCACCCUUUCUUCUUUGUCAUUAAGGAGGAGGUGUCUGGCUCAGUAAUCUUCAUGGGGCAUAUAUUGGACCCUUCAUCACAAUCUUAACUUCAGUCUCUGUUUUUUUGUCAGCUAUUACAGGUUAGAUCGUCUUCAAUGGUAGCCUGCAAGGUGUAUUGCUAGCUGGGAACACUGGUGACCUAACAUUCAACUAAAGGAUAAGAAUUUCUUUGGCACCAGCAAAGCGAGGAAAAGGUAUUGCCAUCUCACCACUUGAAAUUAUACCUGUGCCCAGAAACACUAAGAAUGGUAAUGAUUGGUAUGCUCAUUGUGAGCAGAGUGGCCUGACCCUGCUGACCAAAUAAGACAAUAGAGUUAACAAAUAUUACAAAGUCUAAUGGUGUGGAGAUAUCCUUGAACUGAGGAGUGAAGAAAACAGAGGAAUGGUGUGGUGCUCUUUUGUUGAUGGCUUCAUGCCCCUCUUUGUGCGUGGUGUGCUAGGAAAGAUCUGUAAUAUUGCAACUUUGUGCUGACAGUUUAAUGAGGGAUCAUGAUCAACCAUUUUUUGGUGUUGGUGCGCCUUUUA
This is a messenger RNA of Sorghum bicolor (sorghum), 1837 nucleotides long. Its product is annotated as probable non-inhibitory serpin-Z9. The record is from RefSeq and is a predicted model, not a curated record. Gene Ontology annotation, molecular function: serine-type endopeptidase inhibitor activity. Lineage: Eukaryota; Viridiplantae; Streptophyta; Magnoliopsida; Poales; Poaceae. The transcript is spliced from 3 exons. Bases 19 to 1359 code for a protein of 446 amino acids.